GAUUUAAAUAGUACAGUAACAUAUUUGUGCACUUUUGAUCAAGGUGGAAAAGAUUUCUGUAAAGAUGAUUUGAAAUCACAACAACUUAUCAGUCUUCUUCAAGGUUUUGUUGAAGAUAUUAGUGAGCAGUCAGAUUCAGGUGAAAGUUCACAAAUUGAUGAUGAUAAUAACAAAGAUUCUAUGAUACCUAAGCUGAAAAAUCCAAAGAAACAUCGUGGAAGAGGACGACCUCUUGGUACAAAAAGACUUAAGUCUUCACAUAAGAGUCAAAGAGUUAAAAUUAAACGUCAACAUCGAUGCAGGAAAUGUGGCAAUACGGGCCAUUAUCAAAAAAAUUGCAAGGUAAACUGA
Dentiscutata heterogama is the source of this 351-nucleotide messenger RNA. The record is from the annotation of a GenBank genome assembly. NCBI's taxonomy places the organism in Eukaryota, Fungi, Glomeromycota, Glomeromycetes, Diversisporales, Gigasporaceae.